This is a messenger RNA of Cercopithifilaria johnstoni, 732 nucleotides long. The record is from the annotation of a GenBank genome assembly. Lineage: Eukaryota; Metazoa; Nematoda; Chromadorea; Rhabditida; Onchocercidae.
AUGAUAUCGCGAAUUUGCCCACUAACACGAUGUUCGUACAGUUCGACAGCUACAACAAUCGGUUCCUUCUACGAUAUCAUUAUAAUUGGUGGUGGAAUGGUUGGUAAUGCAAUGGCUUGCUCCCUUGGACUGAACGAACGUUUCAAGUCGAAAAAGAUACUUGUACUGGAUUCUGCAGAAAUCAAAUCACCGACAAAAAAUUCACCAUAUGGAAAUCGAGUUACUGCGGUAUCACCUGCGUCUAUAUUACUUUUUCAAAAAUUGGGAAUUUGGAAUGAUCUUGUGAAUCUGAGAGUGAAACGAGUCGAUAUGCUUCAGGUUAUGGAUAGUUGUUCGCACUCAUCGAUAAAAUUUGCCCAACCAGAUGCAACUAACGAAGUCGCAUAUAUGAUCGAAAACAAUGCAAUCAUCGGAUUUCUUGCAAAUCGUAUCAAAGCAAGUUGUCCGAAUAUCACAGUUAAGAGGAAAGCAAAAGUAGUUGAUUGUAGCAGUCCGUCUGGUUUGGAUGAAUUUGCUACAGUCGUAUUGGAUGAUGGAACCAAACUCCAAACGUCUCUUGUUAUUGGUGCCGAUGGUGCUAGAAGUACGGUGAGAGAUAUGCUCAAAUUUAGAUAUACCUCAUGGGGAUAUGGGCAAUCAGCAGUAGUUGCAAAUCUUCGGGUGCAAGCUGUAAGUUUUUGUCUUUUUGAUUAUAUUAAGAAAUUGGAAACUACUGUAUUUCUUCAAAAAUGA